ACCAAGCGAACCAACAACCACGCCGUCUACGUCACUCAACGUCGCUCAGCGUCGUUCACAAAGCCCCAUUCGUCCAGUCUAGAGUGAACACAUAAGGUCCUGGGUUCCGCCAUGUCUCUCCGCGCGACCUCUCUCGCGAUGUUGCCGAGUGUUCCCCCCACGCCGCGCCACCGCGCAGCCCGCAUGCGGGGGGGUAGAACCGGAGUUUAGGCGUCAACCGCCCCGAUCCAUGUUUCGAUCCACGUGUCGAUCCAUGCCCACCCAUAGCGACAGCCAUUGAGGCGCCUCUUAGCGCGGCGCCCAUGCGCGCACCUCGCCGCCAUGCCCCUCGCCUGCCUCCUGCGCCUCUCCGCCCGCCGCUGCCGCCACUCCGCGGAUCGCACGCGCAGCGCGCUUCUCCCCUCGCCCCGCGCCCACACCUUUGACGCUGCCGCCUUCCGUCCCGCACUCCCUCUCCCCCCACCACUCAGCCCACUCCCGCCACACUCCCACUCCCACACCCACACGCUCAUCUGUCGCCUCCUCCGCAUCCCCACUUCCCGCCAACCGCCCCUUCUGUCGCCGUCACUACAACCACCGUUACAGUCACCACCUGUACAAUCACAACCUGCAGUCCUCACAUUCGCCCCAUCCGCACACCCACACGCCCUUUUGUGUUUUGAGGCGCCUCAUAGUGUCCUCCCAUGUCCACAGCCGCAUGCCUCCCCGCACUGCCGUCCCCUUCUCCCUGACCACCACCGCCUUUCUCCUCCUGCGACCCAACUUGAGGUGCUGCCACGUGUCCGUAUUCCAUUGGCAGUGGCACGGCCUGUGGCAGCAGGGGUCCUUAGAGGGGAGAGGUUCAUGGGGAGUACUGUAGGGUGGGGGGGGUGUGAGAGGGGUACGAGAAGACGAGGAGAGGGGGGUUGGGGGAGAGGAGUGCGGGGGGGAGUGGAGAGAUGCGUGGGGAGAGGAGGUGUAGCAGCAGCAGGAGAAGCUGCAGCAGGAGCAGCAGCAGCGGCAGGAGGAGGAGCCAGAGGUGGGGUGGGAGAAGGGGAGGGAUUGGCGUGGGCAUGGAUACAGGCAAGGCGGCUACAUGGUGGGGCUGUGGUGAUGGGGGAGAUUGAGAGGGUGAGGAGAGAGGCGGAGGUGGAGAGAGAGGAAGGGGGAGGAAGAAGAAGAGGAGGAGGAAGAAAUGAGGAGGGAGUGAGGAGCGGAGUUAUGGGAGAAGGGGGGGACUUGUGGGAAGAUGCGGAGGACGAUGACCAGAGGCAGGGGAGGGGGGUGAGGGGUAAGGAGACGGUGGAGGAGGAGGAAGAGGAAGAGGAGGAGGAGGAGGGUGGCGAUGCGGAAGAGGAAGGGUUGGAUUUGGAGGAGGCGGUAUUUGAGGGCGGUGGGGGGAAAGGUGACAGCGCACUAGGGUACAACGCAGGCUCCCUGGAGAGUCUAUGGUCGUGCGUGCAGCAUCUGCCGGAGGGUGCAACGCGCCUGCUGCCCACCGUGCUGACGUGGCACAGCCAGCAUGCAGACGGGAGCGGCCGCCCGCUCCCGAAAGCCCUGUUGCUGGCACUGAUUCGGCGGCUGAAAGACAGCCUCCGACACGUGCACGCGUUCGAGGUGGGAUGGGAUGGGAGAGGGGAAGGGGGGAAGGGGGGAAGGGGGAAGGGGGGAAGGGGGGAAGGGGGGAAGGGGGAAGGGGGGAAGGGGGGAGGGGGGAGGGGGGAGGGGGGAGGGGGGGAGGGGGGGAGGGGGGGAGGGGGGGAGGGGGGGAGGGGGGGAGGGGGGAGGGGGGGAGGGGGGAGGGGGGGAGGGGGGGAGGGGGGAGGGGGGAGGGGGGAGGGGGGGAGGGGGGAGGGGGGGAGGGGGGAGGGGGGGAGGGGGGGAGGGGGGAGGGGGGGAAGGGGGGAAGGGGGGAAGGGGGAAGAUUCAGGAAUCGGAGCACCUGGUGCGCAGCCCACACUACUGCUGGGCAAGGUAUCAGAGUACCUGGUGCGCAGCGCGCACUACUGGCUGGGCAAGGCCGACUGGAAGCUGCUGCUGGACGUGUGCGUGCGCGCAGGCCGGGUCACGCGGGCAGAAGAAAUGUUCACGCUGCUGCCCAGAGACCUGCAAACGGAGGAGGUGUACAUGAGCAUUCUGCACAACUACGCGCGGCGGGGGCUGGUGCGGCGUGUGGAGUCGCGCGUGGUGAUGCUGCGAGCGCUGGGCGUGCGCGAGAGUGCGCUGAGCUUUGAGGCGCGCAUGAUGGCAUAUGCGGUCAGGGGCAUGGCGGGGGACGUGGAGCGCGUGGCGCGGGAGAUGGCGGACAAGGGCAUCCCCCCCACUCCAGCGGUGUACGAGCACCGCAUGCAGGCCUACGCGCGUCGCCUGCACCUCCCAGCCAUCCGCGCCCUCCUGCACCACCUCUCCCACUCGCCCCACCCCCCCUCGCUCCCCACGCUCACAGCCGCCGCAUGGGCGUUCUUCUCCAGGGGAAAACUUGGGGAGGCGGAGAGGGUAGUGGGGGAGAUGCGGACAGUGCAGGCGGGGAGGGGGGAGGGGCUGCCGGUGCCGCUGCUGGUGGGGCUGGCAUGGGCGUAUGCUCGUGUGGGGGACGUGCGGCGCGUGGAAGGUGCGGUUGAAGAGGCGGGGAGAGUCAAGGCGAACGACCUCAGCAUUAUGCACAUGGCCCAAAUCUACUGCUAUGCUGUAGCUGGCCGAGUGGAAGACGCAGAGAAGGCGUUCUCAGUCAUGCAACAAGCGGGCCACGCCCCUACAACAGCCGCCUACAACUGCCUGCUCCCCGCAUACACGCGCACCCAUCUCAUGCACAAGGCGCUCUCGCUCCUCGCCGACAUGCGCGCCUCCCACAGGCUCCCCGAUGCCAUCACCUACCACCACCUCAUUACAGGCGCACUCCAUAACGAGGAUACGGAUGCUGCUGUGAGUCUGUUGUUGCAGGCAGCGGCGGCGGCAGCGGCGGGGCAUCCCUGGUCAUGGGGCAAGAGGGGGGCGAGCUGGGGUGAUGGUCCCAACCCCGUGCUUGACGCUUUGGUGGAGGGCUGCGGGAGUGAGUGGGGAGUGAGAGAGGGAGGCAGUGUGGGUGCGCCGAGCAGUGUGGGGACUGGUGGGUGGGUGCAUGGAGGGGGGGUGGUGGGUGGGCGCAGGGCAGAGAGGGGCAGGCGGAGGUUACAGGUGCGGGUGGGGCUGUUUCUGGCUGUGGUAGAGCGGUUGGCGGAGGCAGGGGACAUGGAGAGGGUGGAGAGGGUAGUGAGUGAGGUGGGGCGGGGCAUGUAUGCCAUGGAUGCUAAGUUGUACAAUCUGGUGCUCCGGGCUGUGCUGCGAGGGGCGGCGCGAGUGAAGGUGGGGGAGAAGGGAGCGGGUGGGAUUGGAGAUGGCAGAGGCGGAGUAGAGAGAAGGGAGGAGGAAGGGGGAAGUGAGGUGGUGGGUGGGGAAUCGGGGCGAGAUGGGGAGGAUGGGGGUGGCAGCUGUGAUACCAAUCAUGGCAGCAUUGAGAGGGAUGGUGUUGGUUUGGAGGAGCAAGGGCAGCAGCAGAGAUUAGAGGAUGGUGUGCGGCGGGUGUUGAGGUUGUUGCGAGCGUCAAGAACACGGCCUAAUGCGGAAACACAAAGCAUUCUUGCAAAUGCUGGGCUACUGAGAGUGUUCCAAGAGGAGGGACUCUCCCCUGGCCUCGUGCCACGGUGAUGCUGGCCAUGGUUCAGUGUGAAGACUCGCAACUCAAGGGUGGACACUGGACAUGCUCAAGAGACAAGCAAAUCUGAUGCAGCUUACCACUUUUGCUUCGCAUAACCUUGAAAUUAUGCGAGCAACCUUGGUUGUAUUGGUGCGAAGCCAAGUGUUGGAAAUAUCUCAAGGACUUAAGCGUUUCUGAAGUGUAACACUGUACUCGAGGAAGAUUACAGGGGAGCACGCGAGUCAACGGAGGUUACACGAGGGGGCGGACAAAGAAAGCGAAAGGACUCGAAAGGUCGCAACUGGAGGUUGCGACUGACCGUUACAACAUCACAGAUGGUAACCGAAGCGGCAAUCGAGUCGCUGUGCGACUCGAUAAACCGCUCCUGUAACUGUAUUCUACAACUGCUUUCUUAUCUUCUAUAUAUUGCUGACUUAAGCGUUUCUGAAGUGUAACACUGUACUCGAGGAAGAUUACAGGGGAGCACGCGAGUCAACGGAGGUUACACGAGGGGGCGGACAAAGAAAGCGAAAGGACUCGAAAGGUCGCAAUUGGAGGUUGCGACUGACCGUUACAACAUCACAGAUGGUAACCGAAGCGGCAAUCGAGUCGCUGUGCGACUCGAUAAACCGCUCCUGUAACUGUAUUCUACAACUGCUUUCUUAUCUUCUAUAUAUUGCUGUAUGCUUGUUUCUUUAAUCAAUCACUUGUUCUCAC
Closterium sp. NIES-67 is the source of this 4369-nucleotide messenger RNA. The record is from the annotation of a GenBank genome assembly. Lineage: Eukaryota; Viridiplantae; Streptophyta; Zygnematophyceae; Desmidiales; Closteriaceae.